AUGGAGGAAUACACAGAAUCAAGCGAAUCCCCCUUCACUCCAAAGGCCACAAAUGAUGUUGUGGUUGUAGAGGAUGAAGAUGAAGAUGAAGAGGAAACCACAGCUAUGGAAGGAGUACAACCCAAAACGUCCCAAUUUGCUCCUAAGGCCAAAUUUGAUUCUCAGGAACCCAAUCCAUUCCAAUUGCAUAAAAGAGAUGACAAAUUUGUGCCAUCACAUCUUAAUGAAGAUAGAUACAUCGCACCUUCUCCAUAUAUUCCACCGAUUCCAUUUCCAGGCUGUUUGAAGAAAGCAAAUCAAGAUAUGGCUUUUAAGGAGAUUUAUGAUAUUUUGAGUAAAGUUAAUAUCAAUUUGCCCUUGCUUGAUGUUGUUAAACAGAUUCCUGCAUAUGAAAAGUUCAUCAAGAACUUGAUAACUCACAAGCUCAAUUUUGCUCCAAGUGAAGAAGUAAAGCUCAACAACAAUGUGACUGCUGUGUUGCAAAGGAAGCUUCCACCAAAACUUGAAGAUCCUGGCAGCUUUGACAUUCCCAUUAACAUCAGAGAUAAGAAGGUUGGAAGAGCCAUGUUGGACUUGGGAGCAAGCAUCAAUGUAAUGCCAUAUUCAGUUUAUCAGGAGCUUGGCUUAGAAGGGAUAAAGAAAACCUCAAUUCGUCUUGAACUAGUUGAUCAUUCUAUCAAAUAUCCAAAAGUGAUGGAUAUGGAGGAUAACCCAUAUGGAGACCGUGUUGAUCCCAUUCUCCUCGAGCGACCAUUCAUGGCCACUGCAGACACAAUCAUCAAAGUGAAAGAUGGCACCCUCUCCAUGACUGUUGUAGUGAAAAAGUCUAAUGAUGCUCUAGAAGCUGUUCUAACACAAGAAGAGAAAGAUCUCUAUGAACCAGAGUUCCAAGAAGUGAUGGUUGCCUUAGAAGUGUUUAAGCCAUACCCACCAUCUUUUAGGCCACCACUCGAGCCUCUUGGACCAUCCUCCACAAAAUUGGAGCCAUCCAUUAUCACCCCGCCAAAGCUAGAACUUAAACCUCUACCCAAUCAUCUUAAAUAUACUUAUUCGGGUGCUAAUGAAACUCUUCCUGUUAUAAUUUCUACAGGUCUCACCUCACAUGAAGAAGACAGCUUAAUUGAAGUUCUAAAAGAGUAUAAAACAGCCCUUGGAUGGACCAUAGCAGACAUCAAAGGAAUUAGUCCAAGCAUGUGCAUGCACCGAAUUUUAAUGGAAAAAGACAGCAAACCAUCUCGUGAUGCACAAAGGAGGCUAAAUCCCAACAUCAAAGAGGUGGUUAGGGCUGAAGUUUUAAAGCUACUUGAUGUGGGAAUCAUCUACCCAAUUUCAUAUUCUAAGUGGGUGAGUCCUGUGCAAGUUGUUCCAAAGAAGUCUGGAAUCACCGUUGUAAAGAAUGAGAAGAAUGAGCUAGUUCCAACAUGA
Prunus armeniaca (apricot) is the source of this 1425-nucleotide messenger RNA. NCBI's taxonomy places the organism in Eukaryota, Viridiplantae, Streptophyta, Magnoliopsida, Rosales, Rosaceae. The record is from the annotation of a GenBank genome assembly.